CUGCAUCAGCCAUGAUUUUGAUUGGCAUGCCACUGGCACGAAAGCUCGGGCAGUCAAACUACCAUCCCUCUGCAUUCGCAAAGUGGGUUGACCGUAGACUAAGCGAUCAGUUGACCCACUAGGGCUGUACUUGAUACUGACCUGCGAUCCCGUGCAUUGACCGCACAACACCUAGUACAAACCAUCUGGUCGCCUCGUCAGCGCGGAAUCACGUCUGUCGUACGUAGACCCUCUGUUCCCUAGCCUCGGGGAGAUAUAUCUAGCCAGUGUAAAGUACUGGGUUGUUGCUAGUAGUCGACUCAGGCUGCGGGUCUGCCGCGAUGACUUCGAAGCCACCACUACACCUCGUCCUUGCUCAUCACACAUGCAUUGCUGGACAACCUAUUCGAGGCGCGGUUGCGCUGAACCUUCGUUCUGUGCGAGAUGACCCGUUGGAUGAAGUGCGCGUGGACUUGAGAGGGAUCAUGCACAUCUCCUAUUCACGCCGUCACGGCUGUGGGAAGGAGGACAUUCUCCUUGUCUACGAGAGCAAGUCCCUCUGGAAACGAGAGCGCUACCCUCCGGCUGGAACCCACUUUCUCCGGAUCCCCUUCAACUUAGAACUACCUGCCGAUGUACCACCCUCGUGCUACGUCUCAACUGGCGGCACCGUUGUUCGGGUCGACUACAAGGUCGAGGCUAUCGGCGUACGGAGUAGCAUGCUCCGACUGCACGAGAAGGUCGAUUGUUCGUUCAAGGUCGUCACGUCUGAUGCCGUAGGCGCGCCACUCCGGGCAAAGCUAAAGGGUGGUUGGCAAGGCCCGUGGGCCACAAAGACAGCCAGACGACGUAUUCGCAAGGGGCUAUGGGGUGCCCACGCGGAUGUUCAGUUGGAAUUCACAUAUCCUGCCAUCCCUGUACUACCGCUAUCUUCCGCUAUCCCAUUUGCUCUGUCUAUCGCCACUGUCAGUCGGCCCCUGCCACGUACCUACGACAGGCGGAUCUGGCCCAGUCCGCCAUUCAAACCGCACGAAGUGAAACUCACCCUGAGGCAAAGUGUUCGCGUCAAAUCGCGGACGUUCGACCGGACGUAUAUAUUGCCGCUCUCCUCACUGUGGGGUUCUGUCGACAUCGAGCGCUUCCCAGAUGAGUGGUACCCCAUCGACGACUUGGGCGUGAAGGGUCGGUGGAAGCAGGAGUCCGUCUUCACCUCAGUGUUCCGCCUGCGAUGUCCUUCUGCGUUCAGAUUCUCACGUCUUGGGCAUGAAGUUGAGAUACAGUAUUUGGUACACAUCCGGGUGAAGUUCGACCGGUUCCACAAGAUGAGCACAACAAUACCCAUUAACGUUGCAUCUGGUAUGAGCAUCUAGUGCAUUGACCCUUCACAUACUGUCUGUCCUUAGGUUUCGCUUUUGCCGCACGGACCAUCUGUUGUGACCUCAUUGUCAAUCAU
Messenger RNA from Rhodofomes roseus, 1432 nucleotides. RefSeq lists its product as uncharacterized. The record is from RefSeq and is a predicted model, not a curated record. NCBI's taxonomy places the organism in Eukaryota, Fungi, Basidiomycota, Agaricomycetes, Polyporales, Fomitopsidaceae. The transcript has 6 exons. The coding region runs from base 321 to 1349 and encodes 342 amino acids.